Paramuricea clavata is the source of this 4886-nucleotide messenger RNA. Lineage: Eukaryota; Metazoa; Cnidaria; Anthozoa; Malacalcyonacea; Plexauridae. The record is from the annotation of a GenBank genome assembly.
AUGUCUCGCACAAACAAUACCGAAGAAGUCGCACAAGUUCCACGGCAAGGACAUGAUGCCAAUGUAAUUCAACAACUCGUUCAAGAAGGGGCAGGAGCGGCAAUUUCACAAGCUACUCCACCGGACCAAGAGGUAUAUUUGCUGUUUAAUUUGCCAUGUAUUGUCUUUUGCAACUUUCCGCAUGCUAUAUGUUCCUGCUAACGAUCUUUUGUUGUCGUGCAGCUUUUUUCUUGCUCGUUGUAGCAUGCCAUUCGCUUAUUAUUCCUUUAUUUUAUGUGGCCUUUGCAAAACACUAUAACUUAUAAUUAUAAGACUACUGAUCUCCUUUCUUUUGUUUUCGUGCUUUCUUUACUAAGUUUCCCGGCAUUUUCGAGCAAGAUUGUUCGCUUUUCUGUUUCUCGCGUUUGCGUAUAUCGGUAGUUUGCACAUGAUUAGCUAGUCCUUGUAUUCUUAAUUUUUCCCAAGAAUGUGUCCCCGAGUUGUGAUUUAUUUAAUUUUCUUUUAUGCAGUUUUGCCCAUGCAUUUAAAAUGAGUUCAUGCGUGGCUUGUUCUGCUUCAUUUGGAUGCGUUGUUUCAUAUUUUACCGCCACAUUGCUGUUGUUCCGUUCCUUUACUCGUGCAUAUGGCAAGCCUAACAGUAUAUUCCUAUUCACAUGUAUGUAUCAUUUGUUUCUUCACACAUAUUUGGCCGAUUUUGCAUUGAAUUCUGUUUUCCUGCAUUGAGAUGUUUACUUAAUUUGUUUGCUCAUGCAGAUGUUAUUGGCUUUGAUUUAUAUUUUCCUGCAUUGUCAUUGACAUGUUCUUCAAUUUGUUUGCUCAUGCGGAUGUUAUUGGCCUUGAGUUAUAUUUUCCUGCAUUGAGAUGUUUAUUCCAUUUGUUUCCUCAUGCAGAUGUUAUUGCCUUUGAGUUAUAUUUUCCUGCAUUGAGAUGUUUAUUCCAUUUAAUUGUUUGCUCAUGCAGAUGUUAUUGGCCUUGAGUUAUAUUUUCCUGCAUUGAGAUGUUUAUUCAAUUUGUUUCCUCAUGCAGAUGUUAUUGCCUUUGAGUUAUGCACCAAUCAUUUGUUUCCACCACCGAGGGCGGGCAACCCUGGGGAAUUUGACAACAAAUUCUUUCCCGAGAGACGGCCAUUUGACAACAAACUGCAGCCCCACACUGGGGCAAUUGACAAACUCGGUUUAAUACCCAGACAUCGGUUUGAGGCGCGUUUGGAGACUGGGGCGAGCACAUGUAUAUUUCAGUGUGAAAGCGUUUUUUUUUUAAAUAGCAAACGACUUUUUUCAAGAUGGAAAACAAAUCAAGCUCUGACAUAGAAAGUUUUUUUAAGGAAAAAAACCUUUCAGAUGUGUCAGAGAUAUUCAAAGGUUGGUUUAUUCAAAUUUUCUUUAUAUAUUUUGGUAAAAAACCCAGUUUUUAAUAUAGUUUUAUAAUAGACAGAAAACAACUUGAUUUUUUUUGCUGCUGUGUUUUUUUAAUAGUUGAAAUUUUAUGCAGUAUUUUGAAUUUUUCUUUUAUAUAGUUUUAAUAAUAUGAUGACUUUGAUAUUAUAUCGCUUUUCUGUUAAUAUGUUAAACGCUUUUAAUAAAAUUUUUACUAAUAAAAUUCUAUAAAAUUAUAGUUAAACAUGAUUUAUUAAUAAUAUACAUUUGUUGUACACAGAUAAAACAAUGUCUAUUCUCAUAACAAAAAGUUCAAUGUUUUUACCGAGAAUGUUCAAUGUUUGUGAUGAUCAUUUGAUGGUUUCAAUUUGCUCAGCCAUUCAGCUUGGAGCUGGUUGAAUGUGAUUGGAUGAUCAGAUUAAAACCUGUCCAGUGCUCUUGACAAAUAUUGACGAUUCUCACACGAAUAGGUAAUGCUUUCAUCAGCGACAAUUCAGCCUUAGUUGCAAGCGAUGGUAUCAGACCUUCUAACUCUCACACAUUUUGCGUGAGACACACACAUUUGACAUAUUUCUCACGCUCACACGCAUAAACACUAUUUUCUCACGCAAAAAAGCGAAAAAAUAGGAAGCGAUCCAACUUUUGUUUUAACGCUUCUCUUCGCCAAGCAAAUAUUUCUAUUUAGCUGAAUCAGUAGCUAUAAAAUAAAGUAUUUUUCGAGCAGUUGCUGUGUAAUGUAUAGUGUUGCGUAAGUUGCACUAUUGCGCAAAUUAGUAAAUUGACACUUAGUUAAUGAGGGAUUUCCUCAGACAACGCUUUAUGUAAAAUAUUACAUAUAAACUAUAAUCUUAUUAAUUUUGCGUGAUGAAUUAGCAUUAUUCGCGCCUGGGCAUGAUAACGCAUUAAAAAGUAGGUAAAUCUGCUACUUAUGAAUACAACAAAGCACAUACACACUACCUAUAACUCAUUAACAUUUAAAUUUAGAAUGACUUUUACUUUUUAAACAAUAUUAACGAAAGAAAAAAUAAAUGAAACUUAUAAUUGCAUGCAGAUGUCCAAAAAGUGUUACUUUUGAGAUUUUUUAAUGCCAUUUUUGUACCUUUAGAAUUAUGUUAAUCUUCUCCCAAAAUGCAGGAAAUGGCAUUUCAGAGACUUAAGAUUUAAAAAUUUUCCGGGGGGGCAUGCCCACGAAAGUUGGAAGGUCUGUGGUAUUAACAAGAAAGUGAAAAGCUGAGUGACAGCUGAGUGGUCAAAACAUUUUUGAUACUGAAUUAAAAAACUAAAAUAUAACCAACGUACUGUGCAACACAGCAUAAAUAGUUGGGGGGGGGGGGCUGAUUUUUACUGUUUUUGUACUUUACAUCCAUGAUGCUUUUAUGCAGCCAUUUUCUAUAUGUAUAGGUAACAGUAUGGUUUCGAGUGCGAUUUGGAAAAAAACAUGCACAAGUGAGUUUUUCACAACCUCGUGCCCAGGGUGAUUCCUCUUGGCAAGGGGAGAAAAGACCCUGGUCACGUGAUCUGCUAAAAUCUAGCAGAUUUUUAAUUAGCAAUCCAAGAUGAAGUCAAUAAAAUUUGUUAUUUGGAUAAUUUUUAUAGUUUAAUUUAUAAUUUGCAAUGCUUUUUGUAUGAUUGUCGUAAAGGAAUCCAAGAUAGUUAAUUAGAAAUCUUCUAGAUUUUAGCAGAUCACGUGUCCAGCGUCUACCAGGGUCUUUUCUCCACAACUAUCGAAAUUGCACGAGUCCGAAGGACAAGUGCAAUUUGAAAUCUUUGAAAAACUCAUGAGUGUAUGUUUUUUUUCAAAUUGAACGGGAAACCAUACCAGUAAUUAUUAAUAAUAUACAUGAAAAAAUUAUGCAGUCACGUGCGUAAGUCACAUUUAGAAAUUAAGAAGUUAAAAAAAUUAAGAAACUUAAAAAAUAAAAAAUCAAGAAAUUUGCAUUGUAUUUCUUUUUUUGCACUGUAUUUCAUUUUUUGGCACUGUAUUUCGAAAAAAUUGCACUGCUCUUAGCCAAUCAGAAUCGAGAAAUUUUUUCAUGUAUAUUAAUUAUUAUUAUUAAUUUAACUAAUGGUGUAUGCUGAAUGCUGAUAAUUCCGUUGCUCUGUCAUGUAUCCAUUCAUCACAUUCAUGACGUCCACAGUCAAAUUGUAAAACUGCAAAGUUCAUAUCCAAUGUUACUUUACUAGCCAGCAUGGCUGGCUCUUUUAUAGGGCAGAUAAUUGAAGGAGAGCCUGCCCGGAAGCCCUAGUAAAAUUGAUGCUCUCGGCAGCCAGCUGCCGAGAAUUGUGAUUGGCUGAAUUUACGUUGACCACAGGUUGAUUGACAUGUUACGCUAAUUUAUUCAACAAUUUAAAAAUAAAUACAGUAAAAACAAACAGCAUCGCUAUAUUAACAUGUAAACCUGUCGGCUAAAAUAUAAAAUUCAAAAGUGUAAAAUAUAAACAUAUACCGGUAUCUAAAAAGGAAUAAGGCAAGCCAUACUGCUAUUACUGCAUAUGUCGUAAGAUUUUACCGUAUGGUCACUAUAGUAUAGAGUAUAAAACCUUGGCUAUCCUUGCCUUGUCUAUAUUUUGCUGGCUGGCAAAUUACGAUUAUAUAAAAUAAUAAUUCCCCAUUGUGUUUAAUACAGCAUAAUAACUCGAAGCUCUCUUUGGAGCAUUUAAAAUACAUUUGCCUGCCAACGUGUAUAACACGAGAAGGGUUCUAUUUACUUUUCCUAAGUCAUUUAUUAUAUUUAAUACUGCAAUAUUUAUAACUGUAUUACAGCCAUACAGGUGCAAAGCAUAAUAUAAUUUUGAACGGUCUUCGUCUACUAUUAAUUUCCAGACAAAGUCGAAGGGCCUUCACUCGAAAUGCCGACGUUUUGCUUGUAUUUCCAGGCAGUUGAAUCGCUAUCCAUCUAUUGUAAAAAGUUUAUUGAAAGCAUGUAGCGCAGGCUAUAGUAAAUAUGCAACAAUUGACAUUUCAAGUCAUCAUUUAUACAAAACUAGUUCGAGUGGGCGGUGUUAAUAUGGAAUAUUAACUAAGUAGGCGGUAUCAAUUUUACUAGGGCUUUCGGGCAGGCUCUACUUAUAAAAGAGCCAGCCAUGCUGGCUAUUACUUUACCUGUAUAGACUACUUACACUGUUAAAAUAAACGUCUUAUAAAUGUAGAUGAGAGGGGAGGGGUGAGAGUAAAUCACGGCAUAUUUAUAUGCACUUUAUGGUGGGAGCAACAAGAAAUCAUUGCAUUUUGUAAACAAAUUUCAUCAUAAAUACCUAAUGGUUUUCAAAACUUGAGAAUUAGAAAAUGAUAUUGAUGGAAUUGCUUUGUCUCGGAUGAUGAAAGAAGAACACAAGUGUUGUCUGAAAGAGCUAAUAGCAAAGAUGGGUCCAAGAUUGAGGGCAAUAGACGUAAUAGAAAAAGAGUAUGGAAAGAAGACUGUGAAACAUGGUCCUAGCAGAGAUUCAAAUAAAGUGGAAAAUGUUGCAUUUAAAGGACAAAUGAAGAUACAGAUGGAGGGUGGAGUUUAG